AUGACAUUUCAGAAAAAGGGCAAAGAUCCAUCUAGUAAGGAUGCUUGGCAACGGAUCUACGGGGAAACGCCUGUGACAGUGAAAGAGGCGCAUCUGGAAUGGGUUUUCAAACCCCAACUCCAGUUCCGUAACCGAGAAAUACGGUAUUUUAGAAGGAAGGAUAUCUUCCACAAACAAGCAUUCAUUGAGAUUGAGCUCCAUAUGCUGGGCAAAAUUGGUAGUUCAACGGGCCAACCGCACAAAGGAUGGGCGUGUGCCGGAGUUUCGGCUGGAGGCAAUGUAAAAUGGAUUCGCGAACCUCCAGCUCUCUCAGGAUUACCGCUCAUCAUAGGUCCAAAAGGUUCAUCUCCACUCAAGACGCAUGUCAGGGAUCUCAGAUAUGCUCGGCCCCAUUUCCCUGGAGGCCGCAGGACUCUCGCCCCAAACUUGCUCAAACAAACUCGCUGGCUUUUUGCCAACCCUGACACCCCUCAAAAAGCAAGCACAAAAGCGCUACUUGCAAGAGUUGCUCCCAAGCUUCAAGGAGCAUUUGACGGUGUUGGGAAUCGAGCCUAG
This is a messenger RNA of Paracoccidioides lutzii Pb01, 555 nucleotides long. RefSeq lists its product as hypothetical. The transcript has 4 exons. The coding region runs from base 1 to 555 and encodes 184 amino acids. The record is from RefSeq and is a predicted model, not a curated record.